UGUGUGAAUAACCCAGAGAAAUAUUAUUUUUUUAAAAUGUCCACAAAUUUUUGUUACACUGUGGUGAAAAAUCUAAAACCUUAUGUAAAGUAUUUUCCCCAACUAACAAAACCGGUGAUGCGAGCACUGAUACAAGCAUCUGUACACUAUAUAGAAACUAAUAAAUGUUCGCCGGAAAUCUUGGAAUUAGCAUUAAAUAAGCUGCCACACUCUGGACAUGUUAUUCCUGAAAAUUUUUGUGAACUAUUUGCUGCAAUAUUACAAAUAAUGCAAAUAUAUUUAAGAACUCCCGUAGGAACCGUUAAACUAAAUGAACUAAGAGAAUGCUUGCAGGAAGAUUUAAAUUUAAAUUAUGAAUGCGUAGAAGACUUAGUGAAGGUUUUGCAUAAUCAUCGUGUUUCGUUGACUAAAAAUUUUAUAGAAGCUAAAAGCGUGAGAAAUUAUCCCAAACAUAUGCAAUGGCGUAUAAAUAUAUCAUUAAGUCAAGAAUUACCUCGUGACAAUGCCGCCAUAACUAUAAUUUUACAUUUUCAUUUGCCGGACGGUCGAUAUCGUACUUUAGAGCUACCCUUGGCCAUGUUUCAUCAUUUACGCUACAAGUUAGCAAAUUUACUAAGCGAAAUGCAAUCUUUGGAGCAGCGUCCUGUUAUGAAAAAAUUCUAACCAUUUCUCAUUUUUAACUUUCAAGACUUUACCUACCAGAUGACUUAUUUCUUUUGUUCUUUACAAUGAAUUUUGCGGUCAUUAUGUUGAGAACGAAAGUCGUAAAAUAUUGAAAGUAAAUAGAAAGGUAGCAACUGGCGGUGCCGUUAAGUCUCUUUCUGCAGUUGGUAGUCGGACAAAAGAAUUAAUAAAACUUUCAAAAUUAGACCUGUUAUUGGUUUUCGAAGUA
Glossina fuscipes is the source of this 892-nucleotide messenger RNA. It is a transcript of the gene LSm-4, whose product is annotated as COMM domain-containing protein 5. Gene Ontology annotation, cellular component: nucleus. NCBI's taxonomy places the organism in Eukaryota, Metazoa, Arthropoda, Insecta, Diptera, Glossinidae. The record is from RefSeq and is a predicted model, not a curated record. The transcript is spliced from 3 exons. Bases 37 to 663 code for a protein of 208 amino acids.